Molecule: messenger RNA, 360 nt
Organism: Penicilliopsis zonata CBS 506.65
Lineage: Eukaryota; Fungi; Ascomycota; Eurotiomycetes; Eurotiales; Aspergillaceae
Exons: 3
Coding region: 1-360 (119 amino acids)
Source: RefSeq, a predicted model, not a curated record
AUGGCUUUCGCAUUCCGUUAUCACCAGGCUGCUCAGUCGACGUACAAGCCGCCUCUGAUUGCAAACGAGAACGCCUUCCUGGGCGAUGUAGACUCGAGUGAAAAAGACUCGCCCGAGAAGCCCAUCUCCGCCGGCUUCUAUCGGCUGGAAAAGGGCACCCCCCUCGUCUACACUUACACGUACGACGAGAUGAAGAUCAUCCUGGAGGGAGAGUUUGAGAUCUCCGAUGAGACGGGGCAGAAGGUCACUGCGAAGCCGGGAGAUGUCUUCUACUUCCCCGCGGGGGCCAAGAUUACCUUCACCACGCCUUCGUACGGGCUCGCUUUCUAUACGGGCCAACGCAAGCAGGGUGCUGCUUAA